AUGCCAUAUUCACGUUGUAUACGUUGUAAAUCAUCUCCAGAAAAUAAUUAUUGCAAUGGUGCAUCAACAGUUGAAUCUCGUGGAAAUAAUUUUUCUGAAGCAUUUACAUCAUUUAAUUCUCUUGAACAAAUUGAUCAUGAAUUUAAAAUACAUAAUGUUAAAGCAUUUUCAACAUUUAAGUAUUUUUCUCGUUUACAUCGUGUUGGUAUAACAACAAAUGCAACAUUAACGAUUGAAGAAAAUGAAUUUUUAACUGAAUUAUGGCCAAAUACGCAUUCACCACCGAUUAUUCAACGAAGUUUAAAUAUUGUACGAAAUGUAAGAUUAUGUUUAAAACAUAUUGUGGAUUUUAUUAAUUUUACAACAACACAUGAAAAAGAACUUCAAGUAACACCAAAUGCAUGGAAUGAAUAUGCAAAUGGCUACUUAGCUUCAUGUGAAUCGAAUUUUUUAACAAUAACAAUUGAUAGAAUACGUUCAUUAACAACACGAAUAAAUGUUGUAGUACCAAAAGAAUUAUUUUUCCGUUCAGGUGAAAAAGCUAAACAUUUACGUCGUCCAUUUUUAUCAGUUUAUUAUAAAUCAACCCGAACUAAAAAUGAAACACAUUUUGAUGCAACACAAUCGCAUAAAUGA
Molecule: messenger RNA, 636 nt
Organism: Rotaria socialis
Lineage: Eukaryota; Metazoa; Rotifera; Eurotatoria; Philodinida; Philodinidae
Source: the annotation of a GenBank genome assembly